Molecule: messenger RNA, 582 nt
Organism: Rhipicephalus sanguineus (brown dog tick)
Lineage: Eukaryota; Metazoa; Arthropoda; Arachnida; Ixodida; Ixodidae
Product: akirin-2
Exons: 1
Coding region: 1-582 (193 amino acids)
Biological process (GO): positive regulation of innate immune response; positive regulation of transcription by RNA polymerase II
Cellular component (GO): chromatin; nucleus
Molecular function (GO): transcription coregulator activity
Source: RefSeq, a predicted model, not a curated record
AUGGACAUGGCUUCUGGAACACCUAAGCGUGCCGUGUACUGGGAUCCUCCGGGCCACCCGGACGAAAUACCAGCCAAGAGGAUGUGCCUGACAACGCCGCUUACUCCAACAGCUGCCCCCCGAAUGGACAUUUCGGACGGGAUACCAAUGAAACGACGACGUGUAGAUUACAUGGGGACUCCAUUAACUUCAACUAUGGCUGAUGAGAUCUAUCCUUCGCCGUGCGGUGACAUGACAGCACCAAUGACUUCAGGCGACGCAUCAGGCAAGACACCUGAAGGAUUGUGGCCGAAAAGCCACCCAGAAACGCAAGACUGCCCACCGGAUGGUUGCCCACUUGCUGGCACGUCAACCGAGGGCGAUGGCCGGCCUCAGGUGAAUCCAGACGAGCCCAUGUUCACCUACAGUCAAGUGGAGCAGAUUUGCGAGAACAUCUGGAAGCGACGCGAAACCUGGAUUCGUCAGGAGUACGAUCGGAUACUUUCCCUAAGGCUGGCCGAGCAGCACGAGUCAUUUGUUAAAUUCACCUACGAGCAAAUCCAGCAAAAACUUCAGGAGACCGCGCCCACCUACAUGUCGUAA